Chrysemys picta bellii (western painted turtle) is the source of this 3823-nucleotide messenger RNA. Its product is annotated as riboflavin transporter 2-like. Gene Ontology annotation, biological process: riboflavin transport. NCBI's taxonomy places the organism in Eukaryota, Metazoa, Chordata, Testudines, Emydidae. Gene Ontology annotation, molecular function: riboflavin transmembrane transporter activity. Gene Ontology annotation, cellular component: plasma membrane. The record is from RefSeq and is a predicted model, not a curated record.
GUGUCACACGACGUCUGCCCAAGGGGGCCAAGGUCGUGCUCAGAUACAGGCAGCUUCAUUCUGCCCGUGCCCAUUUUUCCGCCCUGGCCCCAUUCCGUCCACACGUCAUUCUGUGGAUUAUGGCACCGCCUGGGAGCCCCAGCCGCGGCCCAGGCCCCCGCUGCGUUUGGUGCUGCACAAACCCAGAACAAAGAGCCCGUCCCUGCCCCCAAAGAGGUUCCGGCCCAAGGCCAGGAGGAGAGACUCCAGCCGGACACAGGCAGCCCCGUGGGUGCGUCAGGCGCCCUGCGCCCGGGCAUUUCACCCAUCGCAGGGUCACCAGCUGAGCCAGGUGCCUCCGCGGUGCCUCCAGCUCCGCCAAGCGACGCAGCUUCGUGCCAGCCCCUGGCUGGACUCCGUCCCUGCUCACCCCGGCUGCGGCUCGGCGCCAGAGGCGCUGAUCCAUAAACUACACGUGCCAGGGCAGCCCGAGCUCCCCUGCCCACCUCCAGGGCAGCAGCCCGGCCCAACAGGCGGCCAAUCGCUGCCACUGCCCCAGGCAGCACAUUACGCAGGCAGAGCAGCCGGGACAGGCUCUGGCAGCGGGGAGGGGCCCUGAGCGCUGCACUUCCCGCGCGGCUGGGCUCGGAGCGGCAGGGCGAGGACAGACCAGCCCUGCGAGGCCCGGCGCGCCAGCAGAAGCCAUGGUGCUGGUGGUUCACAUCCUCGCCUGCCUCCUGGGCACAGGCUCGUGGGUGGCCAUCAACGGCAUGUGGGUGGAGCUGCCCCUCAUUGUGCCCCGGGUCCCGGAGGGCUGGUACCUGCCGUCCUACCUCACUGUGCUGAUCCAGUUCGCCAACGUGGGGCCGCUCUUCGUCACCCUCAUGCACCACUUCCGGCCCGGGCGGCUCAGCGAGCCCGGCACCAUCUACACCAUCAUCAGCCUCGGGGCGCUGGCCUGUGUCCUGCUGGCCUUCUUCUGGCAGGAGACCAGCGUGGUGGGGGGCACUGCCCGCAGCACCGCCCUCCUCGUCCUCCUCUUCUUCCUCUCCCUGGUGGACUGCACCUCCUCCGUCACCUUCCUGCCCUUCAUGCUGCGGUUCCGGGCCCGGUACCUGACCACCUACUUCGUGGGCGAGGGGCUGAGCGGCCUGGUGCCCGGCCUGGUGGCCCUGGCCCAGGGGGUGGGAGUGGCCCGGUGCGUGAAUGGCAGCCUGGCGGGGAACGCCUCGGGCCCGGGGCUGCAGGUGGAGUACCAGCCGGCCCGGUUCUCCGUUCGCCUCUUCUUCCUCUUCCUUGGCGGCAUGAUGGGCCUGUGCCUCGCCGCCUUCGUCCUGCUCAACCACCUCCCGGCCGCCCGGCAGGAGCGGGCCAAGGAGCGGUUCCGGGCCCAGGCCCGGGUGGAGGCCGGCUCGGGCCUGCAGGCCGUGGUGGAGGAGCGGCCCAUGAUCAGCCCCACCGAGAGCCGCCGCCUCAGUGGCUACUUCGGCACCGGCACGUACUCCUGGCCCCAGGUGGCCUACAUCUUCCUGGUGCUGGCCUGGGUCAACGCGCUGACCAACGCCGUGCUGCCCGCGGUGCAGUCCUACUCCUGCCUGCCCUACGGCAACUCGGCCUACCACCUCUCAGCCACGCUGGCCGCCAUGGCCAACCCGCUGGCCUGCUUCAUCGGCAUGUUCCUGCCCAACAGGGGUUUGCUGCCGCUCGGGCUCCUGGCCGCGGCGGGCUCCGGGUUCGGCUGCUACAUCAUGGCCAUGGCGGUGCUCAGCCCGUGCCCGCCCCUGUUGCACAGCUACGCCGGGGUGACGCUCAUCGUGCUGUGCUGGGUUCUCUUCGUGGGCUCGCUGUCCUACGUGAAGCUGAUGAUCGGUAUGAUCCUGCGGGACGAGGGGCACAGCGCCCUGGUGUGGUGCGGGGCCGUGGUGCAGCUGGGCUCCAUGCUGGGGGCCCUCACCAUGUUCCCGCUGGUCAGCGUCUACAGCCUCUUCCGCUCCGGAGACGCCUGCACCACCCGCUGCCCCAGCUGAGCCGCGCAGACCCGCCGCGGCCUCCAGCCCGGGGGACUCUGGGCUUCCCCGGGCUCCCAGAUCAGCCCUUGGACCACUAGUCCUACUGGCCCAGCACCGCCGCCCUCUGCUGGAUGAAAUCAGAACUGCGCCAGCCAGCAUCAUCAGCCCUGUACUGCUGUCAGCUACCGGUGAUUCUCCAUUGGCUCGAGUCGGGGCGCCUGGGCCGAGGAGCUGGAGGUUUUGACCUUUGUACUUGCUGUCACUGGGAUGCAGGGAGUGGGCAGUGUGCAGUGCAGAGCUAACUCGCAUGGCCUAGAAGGCCACAGAUGUGUUUGUUCCCCUCAGGUUAUUACACUGUGCCCACCACCCCGGCAUCCUGGCCCCUGGGGACAAUUCUAAGCACUGAGCAAGAGCCUCUCCAGUAACCCCCUGGUAGAUCAGCAUUAUGCCCCUUUUACACAUGGGGAAACUGAGGCACUGGGAGGGGACGGGACUUGCCCAAGGUCACCCAGCAAGUCAGUGGCUGAGAUGGGACUAGAACCCAGGCGUCCUGCCACCCGCUGCUGUGCAGGAUGACAGGAGCAGCCCAGUGCCGUCAGAGAUCCCCAUCACCUGGGCUGCGCUCGUUCACCUGCUGAGCCGCCUGGUAAAAGCUGCUCCAGGGAACAACCACCCCCCCCCCCCAAGGGGGUGUGAAACGUCCGAGCCAGGGUGGGCUGGACGCUGCUCCCCGGCCAGCUGUCCUCGCUCAGCCUGUCCUGAAUGGCCAGUGGGGGGACAGUGUGGCGUGGCCUCCCUGCUUAGACUAAAGGUCACCAGGAGUGAUGUGUAUGAAACCCGCGCGUCAUGGUGUUUGUCCCCUCUAGCGGCUGGGCCACAGAGGAUAAGAGCCUACUGCUGCCGCCGCAGUACGUGACCAGAGUGACUCCUCUAGCUCAAACAGCACAACUCUGUGCCGUGAGCCCGAAGGGCCCCAGUUCUAAUCCUGCUGCCUACGUGUGCCCGAAACAUUCCCUGGUAGGCAGCCUGCCCCCCUGUGGGAGCUAGCACCAAGCUGCUCCUAGUGCAGGUCCUAGGAAGGGGUGGGGGACCCCAACAGCCCCCAGGUGUGGCAUUAAUCCCUGGGUGGAGGUUUGGCUCCCAUUCUGUGUCUUGCCUGCAGGCCAGCCACAGGUUCCCAAACAAGCUCCCCGGGGGGGAGAGGGGGUGAUUCAAAGGGGGUUCCCUGGGGUGCUGCAACCUGGCACUGUGGCUUACCAGCCGGGGCACCGUCUCACAGAGCGAGGCUGUGGCAAGCUGCAAACCCCUCCAGGUCCUGCACUCACCCAGCCAUCCACAGGCGGGGACACACUCAGCUGAGUUACAUGACUGCUUCUCACAGCAGAGAGACCCCAGAGCUGCACCAUCCUGCCCUGACCAGCGUCGGUUUAUAACCCAGGCCGCCCCUCCCUCAAUGUGGAGAGGACAUGCACCAGCUUCUGCAUACUAAGCAGAAGUUUGCCCGGCACUUCAAGCAAAAUACACAGUUUUAGUUAAAAUGUAAAACCCGUUUAUUAACUCCAGAACGAUCCAUUUUUAGUGGAAGGCAGAACAGGACAAAGAUGGUUACCAAAGAAAAGAAAAUAAGUAAAUUCUAUAAACUAAAGAGGAUUUGAAUCAAGCAAUGUCCUCACCCCACUGCGGGUUACAGUCCUUAACACACAGACUUCCCUCCUGACGUCUGAACCAGUGUCCUCCAAUGAGCUUCAUCUUCUCGCCAUCCCUAGGGUUACCAUAUCUCAAAAAUAAAAAAAGAGGACCCUCCACGGGCCCUGGCCCCGCCCAUUUCCCCACCC